Molecule: messenger RNA, 1146 nt
Organism: Notothenia coriiceps (black rockcod)
Lineage: Eukaryota; Metazoa; Chordata; Actinopteri; Perciformes; Nototheniidae
Product: collagen alpha-4(VI) chain-like
Exons: 2
Source: RefSeq, a predicted model, not a curated record
AUUGUGAAAAUGCCACCGUGGCCGACAUCGUCUUCCUGUUGGACGGAUCCUCCAGCAUCGACAAGAAGAACUUUGUGAAGGUCAAAGGUUUUCUCAGCAGUGUCAUCAAGGACCUCAACAUCGGCCGGAAAAAGGUUCGUAUCGGCGUGGCUCAGCACAGCGUUGAAACUUCCCGGGAGUUUCUGCUGAAGGAUUACAUGGAUAAGAGAUCCCUGAUGAUCGCAGUUGAAAACAUGUCCUACCAAGAAGGAGGCACAGAAACAGGCAUGGCCAUCGACUACCUCCGGACGGAGUAUUUCACGGAGGAGGCAGGGAGCAGAGCCGGCCAAAGGGUGCCUCAGAUCGCUGUGGUUAUCACGGAUGGAGAGUCCAUGGACGAUGUGAUCGCACCCGCCCAGCGCCUGAGGCAGCAGGGAGUCAUCGUGUUUGGCAUCGGGGUGGGAGCAGCCAACAUGAAGCAGCUCGAGUCCAUCGCCAACCGGCCUCCAGAGCGCUUCCUGUCCUACAUCAGUAACUACGCGGCUCUGAAGACGCUGAAAGACAGUCUGCUAAAAACUGUGUGCGUCUCAGUGGAGGAUCAGACGCAAGCAUUGAAAGACAGGUUUGCAGAUAUCUUCUUCAUGCUGGACGGUAGCAUGGCUCCAGGAAUGGUCCCGGGGGUCAUAUCUGACUUGGUUGAAUUGAUCGAUCGUCUCAAUGCCUCAGUGUCCACCUACCGUAUUGGUUUGGCCCAGUACGGUGAAGAUACCAAGGUCGAAUUCUCCCUUGACAAAUUAAAAAACAAACAGAAAACCAUCGAAAUUGUCAAGCGUUUCCGCCUGCGCCCAAACACCAACAAACCAGCUGACCUGGGCGGUGCCCUGAUCAACGCCAACACUCACCUUUUCAACAGUGAGGCUGGGGGCCGUGCGCAUCAAGGCUCCCGACAGUAUCUGGUUGUUAUGAGUGCAAAAGACUCCAGACGCUCCGUGUAUAAGGACGCUGAAUUGAUCAAAUCAUCGGGGGUAACUCUUAUAGGAAUGAGUGCAGGUGCAAGUAUGGAAUCAAUCGAAUCAUUUGCCAGUACUGACUAUGCAUAUAAUACUUCAAACGUGUUACUUUUGGAGGAUGUCAUCUUGACUGAGAAAAAGGAGAUAAUUACUGAAG